UACAGCUCCCUCCAACAGUAUGCCUGAGCAUGAAUCUGACAGAGAAUGUGUGCCUGAAAGCACGGACUGCAGCAACACAGCACUUUGUGACUCAAAAAUGAAUAACAUAUCAAGUUCAGACACUGAAACGUUAAAUGGCAUCCAUCAUUGUCCAGUAACUAGUGUUCAAGAGCCAGAAAACACUAACCAAGACCAGCCUACAAAAAAUAGCAUUACCACAUACUUAGAAAAGACUUCUGGAGGUGAGCAGAGAGUUGAAAGUGAGAUUGAAAUGGACAGUAGCAUGAGGGAUGCUCAACACAUUAGCAUACCAGAGCUUAUAGAAGUUGCUAAGUCUGUUGAGGAACAGACAGAGGUACAGGCAGACGCCAGUGAGGUUCAGAAUAGCACAGAUAUAGAAGCACAAGCUGAGUCUGAACAGGAAGAUCCAGUAGACAGGCCAGUCGGUCAGCCCAUAGCCUCUAAGAAUGAUCCAUGUGGUAGCGAAAGCAGCCCCAGCUUCUGUAAUGUUGAAAAGGGCAGGCCUGGGUCAGCAGGCCCCAUGGGGCUGCAGGUAGACUGUGCCUUUGUCCCUCCAGAGCCUGAGGAGAGUCAAGUUACAACUACCGGACCAGGUCAAGAGAGGACAGAGUCAUGUGAGGAGAAAGAGAGUGAGGGAGAUGCACAUACAGAAACUGAGAAGGAGGUAAAGGUAGAGGAAGUAAGCUCCAAAGAGAAGGAACGAAAGGGUGAGACACUAUAUGAGGAGGUGAGUGAGACAGGAGUUGCAGGAGAAGAGAUGGAGAGAGGGUGCAAAGGUGAGGAGGACAAAAACAGAGUGGCGGUUGAUGGAGGAGACAAAGGAGAGACUCCUCAGACAGGUUUGGUGGAUUCCACACCCAAAUCUGGCACCACUCCAGUUCAGGAGACAGAACAAACAGAGGAGAGAAGAGAAGAGAAGGAGGGAAUGCAGAAGGUAGAGGAGGAGAAAGGGGUUGAAACAGAGAAGGCUGAGGAAGUAGAAAGUGCACCACUUAGCUCCAAGAGAGUUGAGCAGGGUGGUACUAUUGAAAGUGAGGAAACUGAUGUUUCUGAGAUCAAAACAGAGCCAAUCUGUCAAGUCUCAGAUGUGCCAACCACAAAUGGAGGCACGCCCCCAGUCCAAGCGGACACAUACACUCUGGAUACACCGGUGGAGGAAGGAGAGAACACUCCUACUGUGGUUCAGCCAGAGGAGGAGAGAGUGGAGGAGGAAAGAAAGGAGGAAAAAAUAGAAGAGAAGAGGACGGUGGAUGAGCUUGCAUCUUCUGUUAGUGUUAAUGGCUCCUCACAGCUGGAAUCAGACAUGGAAUUUCAUCCUCAUCAGCAACCGCAAGACUCCAUUCAGGCAGGGAACCCAUCAUUGUGUCCUGUUACCGUGAUUACUUCUCUGUGUGAAAUCCACACAGAGGACCCGCCAGCAGUAAAGCUCCAGGAUCCUCUCCCUGUGCCAUCAAUGUCUGUUAGGAGCCAGCCUGCUCUCGCUGAAGCCCAUAACAUCAAUGCUGACAUCUUGAGCUCAGGAGUGCUCUGCCUACCUGGAACGCGAGACAAGUCAGGCCAUGCAGUUGUAACAGUGACAACAAGAAACACGGCUUGGCUGAACCCAAACUGCAACAGUGGCGAGCUUGUGCGGAUCAUGGUCUACUUUUACACCAUUCUUAGGAAGGAAGUGCGGGCGCUAGGUUUGACUGUUCUAGUGGACGCCCGCAGGUGCUCACCUGUCCCUGCUCUCUUCAAGGCCUUCAACAUCCUACAGGAGGCCAUGCCCGGCUGUAUCCAUGCUGUGCUCUUGUUGGCUGACAGAGAUUUGGCCUUGCGCGUGGAGAAGCCCAUCUUAAUACAGAUGGAGCUGUUAACUUCUCUAAAGUCUCUCCAUAAGCACAUAGACAUCUCUCAGCUCCCCACGGAGUUUGAUGGCACUUUUCCUUUUUCUCACGCUAGUUGGAUCUGUUUCAGGAUGAGGUUGGAGCAGUUAACCAGUCACUGUGAGGAUGCAGUGAAUCUCCUGCAAAGCACUAUCAGCAAUCUGGAGUCUGCAGUUCUGCCUCCUACUGCAGAGGAGGCGCAGGCAUUGCUGUGUAAAUAUAAGGAGCUGAUGAGGAGUGUGCUGGAGGAUAGCAGGCUGGUCCGACUGCAGCUGGAGGGUGGAGCUGCUCUUUCUCGCCUCCGUAAAGAGGAGACGAGCAUUAGCCUGACUGAAGAUUACAGAGAUGCCAUCGAGGGUGUGGGCAGUCUGUAUAAUCAGGUGGACGAGCUGGUCCACAGGCUGGUGAUGCUGUCCAACAAAUGCACUCAGGAGCUGGAGUUUGUCAUGGAGUUUAAGAGUCUUGAAGAGGGCUUCAGGGAGGUAAGCCAGUGGAUAGAUGAGGUAGGGGAAAGUCGACUACAGACCCUGGGAGAGCUGGAAGAUUCCCUGGAGCAGCUACGCAGCAAACAGACCCUCUUCAGAGACUUCUACACUGCUGCUUAUGAGCACUGUAAGAGUGGGGAAGCCCUUUUGAAGAGGUUAGAGCGAUGGGAGGACAUUUCGUCGGCCGAGCUGCAGGUGUACGAGGUCAAAGUGCGCUCCUUCUGUGUCCACCUGCAAGGCUUCUCCCAGAGAGUGGAGGACACCAAGGAGAGUAUCGACAAAACUGUCCGCCUCUAUGAGUUCUUCGACAAGGCAUACGAGUGGGCUCUGGAAGGUAUGAGGCACUUGGCUUGUGUUACUAUGGAGGACUGCAGCAUGCCCGAGAAAUGCCAGAGCGUGAUUGCCUGUCUGGAGAGCUAUCGGAGCCAGCACCCUCCCAUCCCGGACACACGCUUCCAGGAGAUGAAGGACCUGGCUGGGGAGCUGAAGAGCGAGCAGGGCCUCAAGCAGUGGAAGUUUGCCUGGUCCAAGUGUCAGGAGACUAAGCAGAUGUUUGAGAAGAAGCUGGAAGCAGCACUCCGUGCCCGCCGCACGUUGCCCAGUGAGCAGACCGAGACAAGGUCAGUUACUGGCACCCCUCGCAGACACUCAGACGGUUGUGCCAAGCCUCAGGAGCGAAGCAGCAGCUUGUCCUUCUCCUGCAGGAAGGCCUUCAGCAGCAGCUGGGCUCGUGAAAGAUUCUCCUUCCAGUCCAGCACCUCCUCCUCCACCCCCUGCAGUCCAGUUGGUAAUCGCCUGGACUCAAAAGACUCAGUCAGGACUCCCACAGGAAGUCCCUAUCACCUAGAAAACCGGAUUCCACAUAAAACUCCCCUCAGCUCCCACCGGCUAACCCGCAGCACCUCUUCGGAGGAGUCGCCUCAGAGUUCGUCCUGCUCCUACAGCCCUAGUCUUUCCUCUCUGAGCGAAACGAACCGGAGAGUUCUGCGAAAGACUCAGAGCUUUGACGCUGCAGGAAGUGAGGUGGGGUCCCGGUACGGGACGUGCCAGCGAACACUAAGCGAGCCAGCCCGCAGGGGCAACACGGGGGUCUUCAUCAAGGGCCUGGAGGUUAGCAGUACUGAGGUGGCUGACCGGCCCUAUAGUCCACGGCUGACCCCAGCUCAUGGCUGGGUGUCAGUGGAUACGCACCGCGCUGGGAGCCCCGUCCUGGAACCACGUGCCAAGGGCAGUAAAUUACGGCACAUCGUGGACGAGAUGGUGACAACGGAGCGCGAGUAUGUGCGCUCCCUCCGCUACAUCAUCGAUCACUACUUUCCUGAGAUGGAGCGACCCGACCUGCCUCAGGACCUGCGGGGCAAGCGCAGCGUCAUCUUCGGCAACCUGGAGAAGCUGGUGGACUUCCACAGCCAGUAUUUCCUCAAGGAGCUGGAGAGCUGCUGUAACCACCCAUUGCGCGUCAGCCACUGCUUCCUGCGCCAUCAAGACCAGUUUGGAUUGUACGCCCUAUACAGCAAGAAUAAGCCCAAGUCUGAUGCACUGCUGGCCAGCCAUGGCAACAGCUUCUUUAGGCAUAAGCAGCUGGAGCUGGAGGAUAAGAUGGACCUGGCCUCUUACCUACUGAAGCCCAUUCAGAGGAUGAGUAAAUACGCUCUGCUCCUCAAGGACCUGAUUAAGGAGGUGAGUGAGGCUCAGGAGCAGGAGCUUUCCUACCUGCGUGCUGCUGCCGAAAUGGUCAAGUUCCAGCUCCGCCACGGCAACGACCUGCUCGCCAUGGAUGCCAUCCGUGACUGCGAUGUGAAUCUGAAGGAACAGGGGCAGUUGGUGCGGCAGGAUGAGUUCACCAUCUGGUACGGAAGGAAGAAAUGCCAGAGACACGUAUUUCUGUUUGAGGACCUGGUGCUGUUUAGCAAACCCAAACGCAUCGAGGGAGGCCUUGACGUGUACAUAUACAAACACUCAUUUAAGACUGCAGAUGUGGGGAUGACCGAGACCUCAGGUGAAAGUGGGCUGCGCUUCGAGGUCUGGUUCCGCAGGAGAACAUCAAAAAACCAAACCUACAUCCUCCAGGCUGCUACGGCCGAAGUCAAACAAGCCUGGACCUCAGACAUCGCCCGUAUACUGUGGCAACAGGCCACACGGAACAAAGAGAUCCGUAUGCAGGAGAUGGUGUCCAUGGGAGUGGGCAAUAAGCCCUUUCUGGAUAUCAAACCCAGCGAUGCUGCCAUCAAUGAUCGGGCCAUUGAUUACAUCAUGAAGGGAAGAGGAGCCAGGACGAGGGCUUCCAUUGCCGUCUCCCUGUUUGAUCACUCCAAUCCGUUUAAAAGAGCUCCUGUCAGCGCGCCUGUAAGUGGCCCCCCAGUGGCAAGUGGGCCUUCCUCUUCCACGCUGCUGGGGCCCCUGAACCUCCACAUGUACAGCAGUCAGACACUGCUGCCAGGGGACAGACCCCUCAUCAGUCCCUGCAUCGAGGAGGACGAGCUGGAGCACGAGACCAGCAGUCAGCCCUCUAUGACUACUGAGAGCUCAGGAUCUUCCUCACACUGUCUGUCGGGCAGUGGCUCAAGUGGUUCAGAUAGCGGCUGUGUGUCCAGUCACCUCCCUGAGGCUCUAUCUGAGGAGCCCAGCUCUCCUUGUGACACCUCCUGCUACUCCUCCAUUGCCUCCCCCUCCGAUCUCAAACCACACUUUAACAGCCAGUACAUUUCAGCGAAAGGUGCUCAGGUUAUAGGCCCAUCCACUAUAGUGUGAGCGCUCGCUGUAACCACUGCUGCCGUUUAAAGUCCAGCUGCUCCCUUAAGAGAAGACAAUGUUACCACAUGCAGAAGAGGACUCAAGCCAGUAUUUAUUUUUCCUCUGAAACACCAGCAAAUCUCAUCUUGUGGACUUUGGAAAGGGCUGGAAAAUAGCACUGUUAAAAAAAAAGCCACUUGUGAGCAUAGCUUAUAUAGUUUUUGUUUUAUUGUUUUUAAGGAAGUUGAUUUAAAUAUUCUUGUAUUUAUCUUUUCAAAAGUCCUGGUACAGUAGUUUUCUAUACUCUUACAGCUGUAAAUAACUCGUUUUAGUUUAUAAUGCAGUUAUGAACUGUUUGUUUUUUCUUCUCUCUCGUUUGUCUGUUGGCUAUUUACUUUGCUGUGGACUGCAAACAAGUUGGCUCAAAAAUACCUUGGUACCAGAAGGUAUAGCUAGAACCUGUGGCUAUGAGUAGCACUCUGCUCCUCGAAAGGUUCAAAAGCAGUCUGCUUUCCUUUUCUCUUACACCAGCAUUCUGUUAUAAUGACUGUGUACUGUUUAGUCGUUAUUCGUUUAUUAUUAUUGAUAUCCUUGAAGCUGACCUGUGGCCAGUAUUUUUAGUUUGAAUGCUGUUUGCUACUUUCUGUGGUCACCUCCACCUUUGAUAGUCAGGCCUGUUCCUACAGUGUUCCUGUAGAGUCAGCAGUUUGAAGAACUGAGGGAAAUUUCCACUGACCUCAGGUCAGUCAUGCCUUGUCGUGCUGCUGGGCCCUGUUUGAAGAAGGAGAGGCAGGAGUUUUCAUUUCAGUUGUCUUGUUUGUGUUUCAGAUAUAACAGCAAUAACAGACAAAUAAAAAAAUGUACAUUGCCUGUAAAUACUUGCACCAGUGGUGCUUUGAGUACAUAGCAAGUAGGAGGGUAAGGACUGUGAUAACUUUGUACAUGCAUUAUGCAUUAGUCAGCCAGCCAGGGAAUCACUAAAGUGCCAUUCUCAUCAUCGCUAAAAAAACAAUUCAGACUUCAAAAAGAAGAAAGACUAAAAAAAAAAAAGGGAUAGAUGUUGGAUUUCC
This is a messenger RNA of Colossoma macropomum (tambaqui), 6174 nucleotides long. RefSeq names its product pleckstrin homology domain containing, family G (with RhoGef domain) member 4 (gene plekhg4). NCBI's taxonomy places the organism in Eukaryota, Metazoa, Chordata, Actinopteri, Characiformes, Serrasalmidae. The record is from RefSeq and is a predicted model, not a curated record. The transcript is spliced from 22 exons. Gene Ontology annotation, molecular function: guanyl-nucleotide exchange factor activity. Bases 20 to 5122 code for a protein of 1700 amino acids.